AUGAAUUUUCUGAGGGACGUCAGAACUUUUUCUCAAAAAUCUCUGCGAAGAGUUGAAACAACUGUGGUGACCUCUGGGGGUCAGAAAUUCAUGGAGUGUCGCCUUGACAACGGGAAAUUCAAGUUGUCAGACACGGGAGAAAGAUGUAUGGGAUUCUGUGGUGAUUAUAAACCAGAUUUGCAGGUUGCCUGUGUGAGGCCAUGGAUAUUGCUGAGUUCACAGGAUGUUGCAGCAGAUUACGACUUGCUAGUAGAGAAUAAAGUAACGCAUAUUCUGAAUGUGGCUUCAUUAGUUGAUAACCAUUUUGAAGAUGAUUUUAUUUACUUGAAAUUAGAAAUACUAGACAUACCAGAAACUGAUAUUACAAGAUAUUUUGAUCAAUGUUUCAAGUUCAUUGAUGAAGCAAAAAGUAGCAACGGUGUGGUGCUUGUCCACUGUAAUGCCGGUGUAUCAAGAUCAGCCAGCAUCAUAAUAGGCUAUCUGAUGCAUACAGAAAAUAUCUCACUUGAGGAUUGUUUGGAAACUCUGAAAGAAAUUAGACCAGGCAUUCGGCCAAAUGCUGGAUUCAUGUCACAACUUCAAGGAUAUGAAAUUAUGAAUAAAAAGUGGUGAAGAGAUACAGUUGACAAAUUAAUAUUCUUGUUUUUUUAUCACAAGUUUCUUAUGUGGAUUUAGGGCUCAUAUUGAAUAGAUUUGCUUCAAACUUGACAUGAAAGGGGAACCUGC
Saccoglossus kowalevskii is the source of this 726-nucleotide messenger RNA. RefSeq names its product dual specificity protein phosphatase 19-like. Gene Ontology annotation, molecular function: JUN kinase phosphatase activity. NCBI's taxonomy places the organism in Eukaryota, Metazoa, Hemichordata, Enteropneusta, Harrimaniidae. Gene Ontology annotation, cellular component: cytoplasm. Gene Ontology annotation, biological process: protein dephosphorylation; regulation of MAP kinase activity. The record is from RefSeq and is a predicted model, not a curated record.